Molecule: messenger RNA, 1413 nt
Organism: Candida albicans SC5314
Lineage: Eukaryota; Fungi; Ascomycota; Pichiomycetes; Serinales; Debaryomycetaceae
Product: putative alanine--tRNA ligase
Exons: 1
Coding region: 1-1413 (470 amino acids)
Biological process (GO): alanyl-tRNA aminoacylation; regulation of translational fidelity
Molecular function (GO): ATP binding; nucleic acid binding; alanine-tRNA ligase activity
Source: RefSeq, a predicted model, not a curated record
AUGGCUACUACUGCAACAGGAACAACUACAGCAAUUGUAGGUGCAUUAGCAUGUCAAAAGAAUUCAUUUUUGAAAACUUUCAACACCAAAGUUGUUUCAAGUUAUGAAUUUAUUCCACCCCCAACCGCCAAAGACAAACAAAACAAAAACAACAACAAAAAGAAAGACGUGGCUGUUUCUAAAGAAUUUGGAGUUGAAUUAGAAGAUACAAUUUUAUUCCCCGAAGGUGGUGGUCAACCAUAUGAUAAGGGAACCAUCACAUUAUUACCCGAUAACACAAAAAUCAUUGAAGUUAAAUCAGUUUUAAGAGAUAAAUUAAAAGCCAUUCAUUUAGUCGAUGAAUUAAUUGAACCGGGGACUCAAGUGAGAUUAAAUGUUGAUUGGGGAAGAAGAUUAGAUAUUAUGCAACAACAUACUGGUCAACAUUUAUUAUCAGCAGUAUUUGAUACUUAUAAAUUAGAAACUUUAAGUUGGUCAAUGGGUGAAACAAAAGAUGAUAUUAAUUAUAUUGAAUUACCUCGAAAAAUUGAUAAUGAUUUAGUUGUUGAAGUUCAAAAUAAAGUUAAUCAAUUGAUUGUUGAUUCGAUUCCUAUUACAGUUGUUACAUCUGAUCAACAUGGACAUGGACAUGGACAAGAGCAUGAACAUGAACAUGAACAUGAACAUGCUGAUGUUGAUAUUUCUCAUAUCCCUGAUGAUUAUGAUUUAUCACAAGGUGGGAUAAUUAGAAUUGUUAAAAUUGGUGAAUUAGAUGCUAAUCCAUGUUGUGGAACUCAUUUAACAUCAACAGCACAAAUUCAAUCAAUUGCAUUAUUACAUCAAUCUCCAAUUAGAGGAGGUCAUUCUCGAUUAUAUUUCAUUUGUGGUGGUCGAGUAGCUAAUCAUUUACGUAAAGAACAUGAAAUUUUGAAAAAUGUAUCUACAAAUCAAUUAUCUUGUUCAAUUGAUGCUGUUGAAGAAAAAAUUGAAUUAUUAAGUUUAAAUUAUAAAAAAACCAAUUCUACAUUAAAUAAUUUAUUAAAAGAAUUAGCAUCAAUUGAAGCUAAUAAAAUUUUCCAAAAUUUUAAAACCCAUGAUAAUAACAACAGUAAAUUAGCUUAUGUAUAUCGUGCUGAUCUUCCAGAAUAUUUAACUUGGGUUCAAAAAGAAUUAACAACUUUGAUUAAUCAAGAUAAAACUGGUGAUGUUGAUUUAUCAAAUAAACAAACCCUUGUUUUAUUAAGUGGCGCUGCUCCUAAUGGUGGAACCAUUAAAAUAUUGGGUCCAAAAGCAGAAGAAUUACAAAAAGAAUUAAAAUCAAAAUUAUCAAAUUUAAAAGGUGGUGGUAAAGGAUCAUCAUUUCAAGGUAAAAUUACUAAAUUUGAAAAAGGUGAAUUAGAAGCAGUAUUGAAAUAUUUAGACUCCAUGCUAUAA